CUGUUCUCCUGCGAAAUGGCUGUCCGCGACUAUGAGCUGGACCAGUACAGCGUGGUGAACAAUGCGUGCUAUGCAAACUACCUCCAGCACGUGCGCCAUGAGUUUUUGACGCAUGUGGGGGUGUCGGCAGAUGCUGUGGCCCGCCAGGGGGACGCGCUGGCGCUCUCGGAGCUCAACAUGCGAUACCUGCGGCCGCUGCGGUCGGGGGACCGCUUUCGUGGCACGUGCCGCGUCGUCAAGACCACCGCCGCCCGCCUCGUGUUUGAGCAGCAGCUCUGGCUGCUGCCC
Molecule: messenger RNA, 288 nt
Organism: Chlorella variabilis
Lineage: Eukaryota; Viridiplantae; Chlorophyta; Trebouxiophyceae; Chlorellales; Chlorellaceae
Exons: 4
Cellular component (GO): chloroplast
Molecular function (GO): fatty acyl-[ACP] hydrolase activity
Source: RefSeq, a predicted model, not a curated record